This is a messenger RNA of Drosophila subobscura, 3311 nucleotides long. RefSeq lists its product as uncharacterized. The record is from RefSeq and is a predicted model, not a curated record. The coding region runs from base 506 to 3247 and encodes 913 amino acids. The transcript is spliced from 5 exons. Lineage: Eukaryota; Metazoa; Arthropoda; Insecta; Diptera; Drosophilidae.
AGCGGCCUGGAACAUUUGUAAUCCGACAUUAGCCGUCUGCGGAUCGUGGCCCGAAGACGAGACCGAGCGACCGACCGAGACACGCAUAGAAAAAUAUCCCCAAAGCAGCAGCAGCAUCGAGCAGAAGAUUCCCCCCAGUCCAUUUUUCAUUCCAUUCUCCUCCUGACUGCUGGAUUCGUGUUUCGCGUUUUCUUCUUUGAGAGAGCAGCAGCAGCAGCAGCAGCAGCAGCAGCAGCGCAGCGCUGAGCGUGUUUUUGCCGAGAGAGCUGUCAAAGCGUCACAGUUACAGUUAGUUGACAUUAAUCCGCCCGAGCAGCGGUAAAGAGACGAAAGAUUAACGAGGGGGAGCAAAUACGAGAAAUACACGAAAAAUACGUGAUUCGCGAGUGCAAAAAAUAAACAACAAAUAAAACAAAAACGAAGGAAGAGAGAGAAACGAAGAAAUAUCCCAGAGAACCCAAAGUGUCGAGUGUGUCCCCCCCGAGUGUGAUUCCCGCUCCUAGAAAUGGUUCGGAGCUGUAGCUGCUCCCUGGCACUGGCCCUGGCCCUGGUGGCCGUCCUCGUUGUGGCCACGUCCGUCUCCGCCUCCGCCUCCGACUAUCCCGGCGUCAUCGAGCUGGUGGGCUACAGCAAUCGCAGGGCGCGCGCCUACUUCCAGGAGGAGGAUGCCAAGCCGCAGGCCAAGCCCAACCCCCCGUCGGCCAAGACCCGAGCGGACAUCGAGACUGUGAAGCGGAACAUCCGCAAGUACGACCGCCUGCUGGAGCUGGACACCAAGAACCUGCCCGAGCAGCAGAAGGACAUGCUGGCCAGGAUCGUGGAGCGGGUGGCGCGACUCAAAGAGUCGCUGGACAUCGAGGAGCAGCAGUUCAGCCAGCAGCAGGAGGCCACCUCCUCCAGGACCACCAGCACCAGCAGCAGCAGCACCUCCACGACCCAACAGCAAACGGAGGCGGAAACGGAGCAGCUGGAGCUGGCGGAGGAGCAGAGCACGCUGCCACCCACUGGCUCCACGGAGACCGAAACGGACCCCACCCUGCUCCUCGAUGAGACGACGCUCCUGGAGCUGCAGCACACGAUGAACGAGCAGGCAGUGCUCCAGGCGGCCGUCACGCAGCAGACGACGCUCAUGAAGGAUCUGCCCACCACCACGGACUUCAGCCAGGAGGCGGGCACCGGGACGAGCGACCACAACGAGGAGGAGGAGACGGGCGAGACGACCUCGUCGAGUCUGACGACGCAGCCAGAGCUGAGCCAGGAGACGGAGGAGCAGUCCCAGGAGGAGCACGAGCAGGAGCAGGAGCAGGCGGCAGCCUCCACCACCAGCGACGAGGCCCUCACCGAUGCCACCGAUCCCGACGACCAGUUCGUGGCCGCCCGCUCCAACAACAACAUUGCCGCCAUCACGGCGGCAGACGCGGAUCCCAGCGGCACCUCCACCACAGCCGCAGCCACAGCCGCAGCCGCGAACGCGGGCAGCCAGCAGCGCACCCUCACGACGAUGGGGAAGCUGAAGCACCGCCAGGCCACCAAGCGCCCCUUCGGCCACAAGGUCACCGCCGCGGCCCUCAAGCGCGGCGCCCAGCGGCCCACCAGCAACAGCGCGGCGGCGGCCAAUGCGGCGGCAGCCUCGAAGCCACCCAGCCCAGGCACCACCCAGAAGCAGAAGCUCUCCACCACCAGCGCCGGCUACCAGCAGAAGCAGCAGACGAAGCCCGCCCUGCAGAAGGUGACGCCCUCAAUUGGUGCAUCCUCCUCCUCCCUGCCCUCAUCGGCCUCUGCCCUGCCCGCGGCCACCACCAACUCGGCGAAUCCCGGCCUGCCCAUCGAGCAGCUGUACACACGGACGCCACAGGCCAACAUUCCCCCUCUGGCAGCGGCAGCGGCAGCCUCAUCCUCCGCAGCAGCAGCAGCAGGAGCGGGAGCGGGAGCAGGAGUCCUGGCUGCCUCCACGUACAGCAGCCAGCAGGAUGGCCUCGUCUACGAUGGCCACGUGAAUGCCUCGGCGCUCAUCGACAGCCUCAGCACGAAUGCACGCGAGGAGUACUACCAGCAGAAGCUGGGCUCAGCGGUCAACAACAAGGACAAUAAGAAAACGGCGACAGCGAAACCAACGAAAUAUCAUUAUUAUCCGCAUAAUCAACACAUCUAUCUGCUGCCCGAGUGCGCCAUCCAGCAGGUCUGCAACGCGGUCUACGUGAGACUCAACUACACCCAGCCCCUGUGCGCCUGUCCAUCAAGGUACCGCGAUCCCUGCUCCGCCAGCCUCAACGAGGAUGAUCAGCACACCACGAAAUUGGUUGGUGAUAACAAAAAGAAGGCCAUCACGCUGGCCAAGACCUGUGAGGCCACAACGGAGAUGCGAGAGUGCCGCUCGCCCAAGGACUGGUCCCUGCUGGCACUGCAAAACACGCGGACUGGCAAAUCCCACUAUCUGGUCAUCUGCCGCUGCCCCGAUCACUUCAAAAUGGAGGGACCCAUGGCCCAUGAUCAGCCCACGUAUGCGAGCGUCCCCGGCAUCCGAGUCUUUGGCAUGAUGUGCGUCAAGCCGGGCUACUCCGUGCGCAAGCCCAGCAGCCAGCCGCCGAAGCGCUACCAGCUGCAGAAACCCUUCUAUCGCCCCUCGGUGGGUGGCUCCAGCUCCCUGGGUGGGCAGAAGGACAGCUACGGCAGACCCAUCUACGGGGGUUCGUCCAGCAGCUCCUCCAAUCUCGGGGGAUCGCCCAUCAGCUCCAACUACCAGCCGCAGGACCAGCAGUCCUUCCAGAACGGCGGCCCCAGCAGCUCCUACCAGUAUCUGAACCGCCCCGAGAGCACCCACAGCACCCACAGCAGCCACAGCUCCUCCUCGGCCAACUUCCGGCCCGACCAGUUCACCAUCAACAACUUCCCGGGCAGCAACUACGGACGGAACAACGAGCGACGCGGCGACAUGGCGCCCAUUGAGGCAAUCGGCAGUGGCACGGGCGCCGGCACCGAGGAGCAGCCCGGCAGCAGUACGCCGGCCAGCGAGGAGGCCAGAACCACACUUCAGGCGCAGGAGGUGCAACAGGAGCAGGAGCAGGAGCAGGAAUCAGAGCCCGCGGCGGCGGCUGCUGCGUCGCCCGUGACAACGCUCCCAGAGCCGGCUCUGGAGGGCAGCACUCGCAUCCGACGCUCGCUGGCAGAGACGCUGGAGCUCGACCCGGAGCCAGAGUUCCCCUGGGAUCGUGUCGUGGAGUUCCAGCAGAGCAUUGUCUGGGACUAGGACUGCACAGCCUUAACAUCAAAAUCCUAGCAAAUACAAUUUCUAACGGCACGCGACACGCGCG